Messenger RNA from Cyphellophora europaea CBS 101466, 780 nucleotides. RefSeq lists its product as uncharacterized. Gene Ontology annotation, molecular function: acyltransferase activity, transferring groups other than amino-acyl groups. The coding region runs from base 1 to 780 and encodes 259 amino acids. The transcript has a single exon. The record is from RefSeq and is a predicted model, not a curated record. NCBI's taxonomy places the organism in Eukaryota, Fungi, Ascomycota, Eurotiomycetes, Chaetothyriales, Cyphellophoraceae.
AUGCCCCUACACCUCAACCCCCUCUCCAAAUCCCCCCCCAACCCGGCCGGCGAAUCCGACAUCUACCUCCUCCCGGCCCUCUCCGCCAUCCAACUGCGCGCCUGGCUCUCCACUCCCCUCUACUCGGCCAUCUACCCGGGCCCGCCCUCGACGCACCCGGGCAUCGUCGACAGCAGUGUGAAACGCCACCGCCGGGCCCUGCUCUCGGACCCGACCUACCAUUUCGUGUCGCUCGUGGGGUGCCACGACCCGGAGGUCGGCGAGCCGUGGCAGGUGGUGGCGUUUGUGAAGUACGCGGUUUUGGAAUAUGCGGAUGCGAAUGCGGUAGAGGCGGGGAAGGUGAAGGCGAGGGGGGAGGAAAGGGAGUGGGCGGAGGGGACGAAUGUGGCGUUGGCGAAUUGGGUGUGGGGGGCGGUUGUGGGGGUGAGGGAAAAGUAUGGGGAGGAGUUGGGUCGGUAUGUGCUGGUGGAUAUUUUGGCGACGGAGCCUGGGUGGCAGAGGCAGGGGGCGGGGAGGAUGUUAAUGCAGGAGGUGUGUCGGGAGGCGGAUGAGAGGGGGUGGCCGUGUUUGUUGGAGGGGAGCGAGGAGGGAAGGAGGCUGUAUGAGCAGAUGGGGUUUGUGGCGAGGGAGGAGAUCUGGGUGGAUAUGGGGAGGUGGGAGGGUGGCAAGGAUAAGGGCGAGGGGUGGCGCGGGGAGGGGGCCAGGGAGGGCGUGGGGGAGGGGUGGUAUCGCAUGGUGGUCAUGACGAGAGCGGCGAGGGCCAAAGAGACAGGCUCAUAG